Anopheles marshallii is the source of this 3570-nucleotide messenger RNA. RefSeq names its product mucin-2-like. The transcript is spliced from 23 exons. The record is from RefSeq and is a predicted model, not a curated record. Lineage: Eukaryota; Metazoa; Arthropoda; Insecta; Diptera; Culicidae.
AUGAAUCUGACCGAGAUGAAUAAGGCGGGAAAACUUGAAACAAACAGCAAAAACUCGCUGGAGAAGAGCACUACCAUACUGCUUGGUGUGCUGUUAGCCGUUGGAACUGCUCGGGCCGAUAUUUCUACGCUACUGCGUGGGGGUUACUCCAGCAACAAUAUCCUGCAGGACGAUGGAUACCAUUACGACAAACCAAAAGUACCGUUUGAGGAGCCAACCACACCUCGCAAGUGUGCGGUAACGGAUCAAAAUCCGGAUGGAAGCUGUGGUUAUGAUUAUCCAAAGCCAGAUCAAUCCUUUACACUGCCCAAUGAGUAUCUUCCACCAACGACAACGGUAAGGCGAGAAGUUUAGAUAGCAGCUUUGGCACUGAUUACGACACGUAGGACAACAACCACUACACGUCCAACGACGACCACAACGAGAAGAACGACCACUACGACGCGUCCGACUACAACGACUACUCGUCGUACUACUCCUGUGCAGGAGUAUCUCCCGCCGAGCACUACCCGUCGGACGACAACAACUACCCGUCCCACAACAACGACCACCCGCCGCACAACCACCACCACACGGCCCACGACAACAACGCGGAGAACAACUACGCCGCGUGUCGUAACUACGACCAAAUGUCCACCGUCCGCACAGAAUCCUGAUGGCAGCUGUGGCUAUGAUUAUCCUAAACCGGAUCAAUCAUUCACACUGCCGAACCGUGUGUCCACAACGACCACCACUCGUAGGACAACGCCACCACAAGAAUAUCUUCCUCCUACGACCACAACGAGACGUACAACGACUACCACUCGUCCGACAACAACGACAACACGAAGAACCACCACAACGACGCGUCCCACGACCACAACAACGAGACGCACCACAACGACCACCAAGUGUCCACCAUCGGCCCAGAACCCUGAUGGAAGCUGUGGCUACGACUAUCCGAAGCCAGAUCAGUCCUUCACCCUUCCGAAUCGUGUUUCCACCACUACGCCAAGACCAACGACAACAACCCGUAGGACGACAACCACCACAAGGCCAACAACGACGACCACGCGUCGUACGACAACCACCACCCGGCCAACAACGAGAACAACGCAACGGAUAGUGACGACGACCAAGUGUGCUCCUUCCGCCCAGAAUCCGGACGGAAGCUGCGGUUAUGAUUAUCCCAAACCUGAUCAAUCUUUCACGCUGCCGAAUCGGGUAUCCACUACAACGCCCCGACCGACAACGACUACUCGUCGUACAACUACAACUCGUAGAACAACGCCACCUCAGGAAUAUCUACCUCCUACGACAACUACCCGGCGAACAACGACACGGCCCACAACAACCACAACUCGUCGCACAACCACCACCACACGGCCCACGACAACAACCCGUCGAACAACUACACCGCGGAUUGUAACGACCACAAAAUGUGCUCCUUCCGAUCAGAAUCCUGAUGGCAGCUGUGGCUAUGACUAUCCUAAACCGGAUCAAUCAUUCACACUGCCGAACCGUGUGUCCACAACGACCACCACUCGUAGGACAACGCCACCACAAGAAUAUCUUCCUCCUACAACCACAACGAGACGUACAACGACUACCACUCGUCCGACAACAACGACAACUCGUCGCACUACCACAACAACACGCCCAACAACUACAACAACACGAAGAACAACAACGCGUCCCGUUGCAACGACGACGAAGUGUGCUCCUUCGGCACAGAAUCCCGAUGGAAGCUGUGGCUAUGAUUAUCCCAAACCGGAUCAAUCAUUUACGCUGCCCAAUAGAGUUUCUACAACUACUACCCGACGGCCCACAACGACGACCACCCGUCGCACGACGACUACCACACGGAGAACCACACCGGCACAAGAAUAUCUUCCCCCGACAACAACCACACGCCGAACAACGACACGGCCAACAACAACUACUACACGGCGUACAACGACCACAACACGCCCAACCACUACGACAACAAGAAGAACGACAACUACUACGCGGCCAACGACUAGAACGACACAGCGCAUCGUAACGACCACGAAGUGUGCUCCAUCUGCUCAGAAUCCCGAUGGUAGCUGUGGAUACGAUUACCCGAAACCGGAUCAAUCUUUCACGCUGCCUAAUCGUGUAUCGACAACAACACCCAGACCAACCACUACAACCCGUCGUACUACAACGACAACACGAAGAACUACACCUGCUCAGGAAUAUCUUCCUCCGAGUACAACAACUCGUCGUACGACAACUACAACCAGGCCAACAACUACCACGCGACGUACAACUACUACUACUCGUCCAACGACAACGACCACCAGAAGAACGACAACUACAACAAGGCCCACAACAAGGACGACGCAAAGAAUCGUAACCACAACGAAGUGUCCACUGUCGCAACAGAAUCCCGAUGGAAGCUGUGGAUAUGAUUAUCCGAAACCGGAUCAGUCGUUUACCUUGCCCAAUCGAGUGUCUACCACUACCACAAGACGGCCAACUACGACAACACGACUUACCACGACAACUACUCGCCGAACAACACCGGCACAGGAGUAUCUACCUCCGACGACCACUACACGUCGUCCAACGACAACGACAACCCGCCCAACAACUACGACCACACGCCGGACAACCACCACCACAAGGCCCACAACCACCACCAGAUUGACGACUACUACCCGUAGAACGACAACCAGACCUCCAGUAGUAACCACAAAGUGUCCUGUGUCGGCCCAAAAUCCUGACGGAAGCUGUGGAUACGACUAUCCGAGGCCGGAUCAGUCAUUUACCUUGCCAAACCGUGUAUCUACAACCACGCCACGAACAACAACGACUACACGCCGGACGACUCCAGCUCAGGAAUAUCUACCACCAACGACUACAACUACUACCCGUAGACCAACAACGACCACAACGACACGUCGUACAACAACCACUACUCGUCCUACGACAACGACCACACGGAGAACGACACCAGCUGUGGAGUACCUACCACCAACGACUACAACGCGGCGUACAACAACCACCAAGCGUCCAACGACAACAACCACACGCCGCACAACAACAACCACCAGGCCAACUACGACUACGCGCGUAGUGACAACGACUAAAUGUCCACUGUCCGCACAGAAUCCUGAUGGAAGCUGUGGAUACGAUUAUCCCAAACCUGAUGAAUCCUUUACGCUACCGAAUCGUGUCUCAACAACCACCACACCGAGACCUACGACGACUACACGACGCACAACGACCACAACAAGAACAACUACAACAACACGCCGUACAACACCGCCCCAGGAAUACCUUCCACCAUCGACCACAACGAGACGCACAACAACCACCACACGACCCACCACUACGACGACGACACCUCGGCCAACUACGACAACGGUGAAGGGUUGCAGCGAAUCGGAGCUCAAUCCGGACGGUACCUGCGGUUAUGAUUAUCCGAAACCGUCCAACCCACUCACACUGCCACCAAAGAUUCCGACCACCACCGUCCGGACAACGCUCGCGCCCGAAUAUCUGCCACCGGAGGAAACGACCGGCUAUGCUUACCCUAAGCCAGCCAUACCGUUUAACUUCUAG